AUGAACAAGCCCCGCCGAAAGCACCGACUAUGCUGCAAGUCAUGGUCGCCCGUCACCGAGUCGUUGUCACUUCAGCUUCUGCGCGUGUCGCGAUUGAUCUACAACGAAGCAGCACUCGUGGUGUUUGCUGACAACACCUGGCUCAUCGAGGCCAGCCAGGGAGGCUUCCAGAGAUUCAUGGCUAAGCUCAUGCCUUGCCAGCUACGAGCCAUCAAGGAAAUUGAGCUGUAUUGUCGCCUUCGUUACAGCGAGCGCGGCGUACUCCCAAGAUCAGGUCUUACCAUCGGCAAGAAUCUUGCCAGCCUUCGUCGCCUUCGCGUCGGGGUCGUCCUAGAUCACCAUUACAUUCAGACCCGGGAGGAUAAGGACCUGGGGAAGUGCUUGAAACCCCUAGCAGAUCUGGCGCAGGGACAGCUCGAUGUCGUGAAGCUAUCUGUCUCGAGGGUGAAGGGCAAGGUGUCUAAAGAGCUACAUAAGCGAUUCCAAGAUCUGGAGAGCUUCAUGCGGUUGAGCAAAGCAGAGCUCGAGGAACGUAGAGCGAAAAUGAAACAGGACAAGGCGGAAGAGGUGGCGCAGGCUCGUGACGAAGUUCGAGAGAAGGAGGAAGCUCAAGCACAGGCGCAGGCGAGGCAACAGGAGGCGCGGAAUGCUUCGAGGGAUAUGGCCCGUGCCAAGCGAGGCCUCCGUGCUCUCAAGAAGAGCUAG
Messenger RNA from Fulvia fulva, 705 nucleotides. RefSeq lists its product as uncharacterized. Bases 1 to 705 code for a protein of 234 amino acids. NCBI's taxonomy places the organism in Eukaryota, Fungi, Ascomycota, Dothideomycetes, Mycosphaerellales, Mycosphaerellaceae. The transcript has a single exon. The record is from RefSeq and is a predicted model, not a curated record.